GCUUUUGAAAAAUAAAUUUGGCAACCCGUGACUUUCGACAUUCACUUUCGUUGGUGAGCAAUUGAAGACGUCGGCGAAAAAAUAAUACUAGUACAAGUGUGGAAGUGCUCUCUUGUGUGCGCCGCGAACGGUUUUUGCGGUCGGUUGAAAAAGAGUGGUGAGGAGAGGAGUUGUGACAGGUCCCGACGUUAUCCAAUAAUCAGCGAGGAAAAUGUCUGGAAAUACGUGCUUCAAAUGUGACCGGCCGGGACAUUAUGCCCGCGAUUGCCAAAACGUCGGAGCGGGAGGUGGUGGCGGUGGUCGCCCUGGUGGACCCCGGGGAGAUAGACGUGAAUUCGGUGGAGCUGGCCGUCGUGAAAAGUGCUAUAAAUGCAACCAAAUGGGUCACUUCGCACGUGACUGUAAGGAGGAUCUGGACCGGUGCUACCGCUGUAACGGAAGCGGUCACAUCGCACGGGACUGCAGCCUGUCGCCGGAUGACUCGUGCUGCUACAACUGCAACCAGAGUGGUCAUCUGGCUCGAAACUGCCCGGAGAAGAGUGACAGGGAUAUGAAUGUAUCCUGCUACAACUGUAACAAGAGUGGUCACAUUUCACGGAACUGUCCCACAGGGGACAAAAGCUGCUAUAGUUGCGGCAAGAUUGGCCACUUGAGUCGCGACUGCACAGAGAACAAGGGUCGCGAUUAGAAGUCGGGUUAUGCGUCGUCGUGGUGCACCAGCAGCAGCAACAGCAACAACAAUAACAAUAUUAACAUGAACAACAACAACAACAGCCACAGUAGCAGCAAUAAUAACAGCAGUUUGAACCACAUCAAUAACAACAGCGUUGGAGCAAUAGCCGGUUACUAUCGGUUGUCUUCGCUCCCGUCUCAACUAACAGUAUCAUCGACCGUGCAGCAGCAGGAACCACAAAAGCAGUUGUUCGGUGGACUGAAUUCAUUUCAGAACCAUCCACACCAUCAACUACCAUCCCAAACCCUCCAGCAGCAACAAUUCGCAUUCGCCGAAGGUACAUUGAAAUCGGCGAUCAGCAGCCAGCAACAACAACAAAAACAGACGAAUGCACCGGCCUAUCUAAUGCAGACACAGCAAAAAAGCUAUUACAACAGUGCAUCGUCUCCGAUCGGCGCCCAUCUUGGUCACUAUGCUGCAGCUGUUGCUACUGGCGGGGGCAAUACGAGCGGUUGUUCGGUUACGACGGUAGGAAGUGUGUUAGGAGGUCAUCCUGCAAGUACUACGGCGGUCGCUGCUGCCGCUGCUGCCACCCUUCACGCAAGCAAACCACGAUUCAAAUUAUAAUACUAAAUGAUGAUAAUAAUUGCAAAAAAAUAAAAUUAAAUGAUGAUUAAUCACGAACGAGAAAAGAGAAAGGAACAUUGAUGAAAUCAAAACCAACUUAGAAAGGAGUAGAUUGAUAACUGGAAAACGUACGAAAGAAUAUAGAUGAUUGAUUCACUUUCACACAGUUAAACAGAAACAAAAACUCAUAUGCGUUUUAUGCCAUUUAUUGUUUUUUCUUUUUUCAUGUUCUUAACGGUACGAAGCGAAAGCAUUGAAAAGAUAUACACAAACCUAAUUCGUAUGAAGAACUAAAUAAAUUAAUUACCAGGAAAGCGAGAGCAACCCUUACAUGGUUAAACUUGUUUUUUUUUUACUUUAGAAGGUUGAGGGUAACAUUUCUGGUGCAGCAUCAGACAAGGACAAGUUUGUUGUCAACUUAAAUGUUUAAUUUUUCAACCUACGUUUCGUGUUUUAUAUUAAACAUUUAGAAUUAAAGUUUUUCUUAUCCCAACAUAAAGAAAGCGGAUUUUGUUUGAAGUUUUUUUUCUUUGUAAUAACCUAAAACAAACUCAUAGUCGAAAAUAUCAAAGCCAAUCUGCUGAACAAACAAACGUGAACGAUAGAAAUACGUUUACUUACGUGCUUCUAUCGAACUCGAGAUACUGACAUUUGCGAAUUCCCAUGCAGGACGCAACAAUUUGUUCUACAUUUUACUCGAGUGUGGUCGUUUGUUUGCAUUAAUUCAUUUCUUACGCAUGCAGCUUCCUGUGUUUUGUCAUCGUCUGAAACAAAGUUCGCAUCGCAUAGAAAGGAAACAGCUUCUUAAAAUCGCGUUAUUGAAACAAAUAGUAACGUAAUGUAACGAAAAACUAAAAAAGAACUUUGCAUAUUAGUCUAACAACCAAUAUUUACUAAAUAAAAUCAAUUGCAAAUUACAAAUCUUAACAAAAAACCAAAAUCUAUUCAUAAUUGAAAAGAGAACAAACAUCUUCAUGUUGAUAAACGUCUAUAUAUUGCAGAAAAGAAAUGUAAUCGUACAAAAAAAAAGAAGCAGACCAAACGAAGCAGCUAACGAUUGUGGAAAAGCAAACCCGAUAAACGUAAAACAAGGGAGAAGAACAAGAUCUCACUUUUCCAGCUAACGAAUUUCAGCAGGAGAGCUUGAAGAGCAGAAAAACGAGGGAGAAGAAUACACACACGAUUCACGUUUUGUUAUUCUUUUUAAACUGUGAUAACAGCCAAAUCAUGAAAAAUCAGAAACAGUCAGACGGUUGGGACAACUAAAUCGAAACUGAGUUUUACUUGUACUGAAAUGCGGAAGAUAGCCACAAAGCGGAAGGGAAGUUUAAGUUUUUUUUAAAUAAAUUAACAGUCACAAAAGUC
Messenger RNA from Malaya genurostris, 2665 nucleotides. RefSeq names its product CCHC-type zinc finger nucleic acid binding protein-like. The transcript has 3 exons. Gene Ontology annotation, molecular function: zinc ion binding; nucleic acid binding. NCBI's taxonomy places the organism in Eukaryota, Metazoa, Arthropoda, Insecta, Diptera, Culicidae. The record is from RefSeq and is a predicted model, not a curated record. The coding region runs from base 212 to 688 and encodes 158 amino acids.